This is a messenger RNA of Penicillium verhagenii, 723 nucleotides long. RefSeq lists its product as uncharacterized. The record is from RefSeq and is a predicted model, not a curated record. NCBI's taxonomy places the organism in Eukaryota, Fungi, Ascomycota, Eurotiomycetes, Eurotiales, Aspergillaceae. The coding region runs from base 1 to 723 and encodes 240 amino acids. The transcript is spliced from 2 exons.
AUGGCCCCCAAGGAUAAAUACACCGAUCCCAAGCUCCGGAAUGAAGUGAAAGAAGAAAUCCAUAAAGGCGACAAAGGCGGAAAGCCUGGCCAAUGGUCCGCACGCAAGGCACAAAUGAUGGCCUCGGAGUACAAGAAGCGAGGAGGGAGUUACAACACCUCCAAAGAUGAUCAAAGUGAAACACAGAAACAUUUAGAUCAAUGGACGAAAGAGGACUGGCAGACCAAAGAAGGAUCCGGUACAGCGAAAAAGAACGAUGGUACACGCAAGAGAUAUUUGCCCAAGGAGGCAUGGGAACAUAUGAGUGAUGACGAGAAGGAGGAAACCGAGGAUAAAAAGGUGAAAGAGUCCAAAAAAGGGAAACAAUUCGUUGGGAAUACUACCAAAGCAAAGUCCGCUAGAAAAAAUGCGAGUCGCAAUUCAGUUGACUCUUCGAACGAGCAUUCCAAGGACGACAAUGAAGAAGGGAACGAGAAGCAGAAGGGAGUUCAAACUCGGCAAUCUGGCAGGCUGCGGGAUAAGGCGAAUGGCGACAAAAAUGGCACAGUGAAAGAUUCUAGCCCCUCCAAGAGCAAGAAGAGAACUGCAAAGCAGUCAGCGAGUCCGAACAAGAAGAAAAAGAAGGCGGAGUCGGAGGGGAAGGAAGAUGAAGAGGGAAAGGUAAAUGGAAAGGGCAAAGAAGAGGAACAUGGAGAGGAACAUGAACAGGAAGAGAAAGAAUAA